Messenger RNA from Sarcophilus harrisii (Tasmanian devil), 1525 nucleotides. It is a transcript of the gene STRA8, whose product is annotated as stimulated by retinoic acid 8. The record is from RefSeq and is a predicted model, not a curated record. Gene Ontology annotation, molecular function: protein dimerization activity. NCBI's taxonomy places the organism in Eukaryota, Metazoa, Chordata, Mammalia, Dasyuromorphia, Dasyuridae. Gene Ontology annotation, biological process: cellular response to retinoic acid; meiotic cell cycle. The coding region runs from base 25 to 1065 and encodes 346 amino acids. The transcript has 8 exons.
AAGACUUACGGUUCCAUUGCAUUAAUGGAGACCCCUGGAGACUACAGCUCCUAUGUGCGAGUGACUCCCAGGCUCCUAGCCCAGCUGCAGGAGUUGGAGCCCCGAGUGCUGCGCAGACGCUUGUCUCAGGCCCGGCACCGGGCCACGCUGACCAGACUCUUCAACAGGCUUAGGAAAACGGUUUUUUCUCAGUCUGAUAGUACAGCAUCAAAGUGGCAGGUUUUGCGUAAGGCGAAGAAUCACAUUCAGGAACUGGAACAAACAUUGGAUAAUUUGCUGAAGAUGAAAGAAUCCUUCAACCUGGAAGAUGGAAAUGCAUCCACUUUAGAGGAAGUCAAGGAAGAGUAUGCUAGGAUGUAUUCCAACAAUCACAGCAUGACAUCAGAAACCAUGGGUGGAAAUGGUUCAGCCAUCUGGUAUCUGAUUCAAGAGUUUGACCGAGAAGUUGUGGAGGAGGAAGAAGAGGAGAGAAGGGGUGAACUCUCUCACUCAUCCCCUGUUACCUCAUCUCCUGACUUGGUGGAAUUUGAACGAUACCUCUAUUUCUACAAGCAGACCGUGGACCUUCUGAUCCAGAGUGGGAUUGUCUUGCCUGAGCAGGUGACCCUUCCCAUCGUCUCUACAGCCAUCUCCCACCUGUGGCAAGAACUUCCGGAAGAGAAGAGAGAGAGCAUCCUGCAGGCCUGCGCUCAGAGACAAAGUGGCUUCGUAAGUGCCGAGGCUUCCUGCACAGAGCCUGCCGCUGAGGGCAGCAUGGAGGGCAGCAUGAAGGGCAGUGGCGUUGACAGCCAAGAGGCCAGUGGAUCCCUGGUCUCCACUCCAGAGGAGAUCCUUUUUGAAGAUGCAUUUGAUGUGGCCGCAGAUGUUUCCAGCCCCAGUUCAGUGUGUGCAAGCUGCAGCUCAGAAAAUCCAGAGGAAAACAAUCAACUCUAUGUGCAGAUCAUCAAUUUCUUAAAAGGCCUUUUCUGUACUAACACACAAUUGCCACAGGAAGUGACCAUCCCACUUGAUGAUGAGACAGUGAUGCUGAGAUGCACUGAAACCUUUGAUGAUGAUGACUUGUAAAACCUGGAGAGUUUCCAUGGUUGAAUGCAUUGCUGAAAGCAAUCGCACCCAUAUCCCCAUUUGAAAGCUUUGGGGUGUGGCUUUUCUGGACACAUUUGGAAUGGCCUUAGGUUCCAACUAUUUAUAAAGUAUUUAAAUAUGAACCUUGUGUUUUGGUUUGUGAGAAAAGUGUGUCUUUUAGAUGGAAAGGGGGAAAAUUCUUAUACAAGGUAAAAAGAUCCGGAUGGGUGCACACACAUGACCUUACAUACUUGCCAACUUACUAAUCUGUUCAGGAAGAAUAGAGGCGGGAGUAUUAUAGGUAACGAGGAAUGUGAGGAUCCUGAAACAAGAUAUGUGUCAUCUUCCUUAAGAAAUGGAAUUUGCUACCACUGUAAACCUUUCUUCAGUGUCCCAGUCACUUGCCCAGGCUGUCCAACAACUAUACUUUCACAUAUAUAUAGACAUACAUACAUGCAUA